AUGUCUGAAACUACGCAAAUAAUAACUUCAAGCAACUCACCAUUAUUAAUAUUUAAAAUUGGAAAAUAUCUUCCAUUUAUUUUUUUAAAUAUUACAUAUGUAGAACUUGGUAUACAUAUUGUAAUUAGUUUUAUUUCAUAUUUUGUUUAUAUACUUAUUAUUUAUACUAUUUUUAAACUUCAAAAAUUUGAUUCAUUAUAUAAAAGUAUUUUUUAUAAUGUAACUAUAAUUUUGGGAAUUGUUGAAAUUCUUGGACAUUUUUUUCAAUUUCUUUUGUUUUAUGAAGUUAGAAUUUCUCCACUAGUUGAUUAUUUUGUUAUUCAUUCUCCACCAGCAUGGCAAUUUACUGUAAUUAUAAAUGGAGUUGGUUUUGGUUUAAUUAGUCAAGCUUCAUAUUCAUUUUACUUAAGUCUCAUUAGAUUUGUUGCAGUUUUUUUUCCAUUAUCUGCUAAAAUGGUAAAUUUUUAUUUAUCACAUUAA
Strongyloides ratti is the source of this 480-nucleotide messenger RNA. Its product is annotated as 7TM GPCR, serpentine receptor class v (Srv) family-containing protein. The transcript has a single exon. The record is from RefSeq and is a predicted model, not a curated record. NCBI's taxonomy places the organism in Eukaryota, Metazoa, Nematoda, Chromadorea, Rhabditida, Strongyloididae. The coding region runs from base 1 to 480 and encodes 159 amino acids.